Molecule: messenger RNA, 5832 nt
Organism: Pantherophis guttatus
Lineage: Eukaryota; Metazoa; Chordata; Lepidosauria; Squamata; Colubridae
Gene: RIN2
Product: Ras and Rab interactor 2
Biological process (GO): vesicle-mediated transport; signal transduction
Cellular component (GO): cytosol; endocytic vesicle
Molecular function (GO): small GTPase binding; guanyl-nucleotide exchange factor activity
Source: RefSeq, a predicted model, not a curated record
CUCCCUCCCUUCCUCCCUGUUUGCUCCCAGUCCUCUGCCCAAACGCGACUUCCUCUUCCUUUCCGAAGCUCCCGCUGUCCGCCCUGGUUCGGGCCGGACUGCCCUCUGCAGAUCGCGGGGGGUGGGAGCGCACUGCCGAGCCUGGCGCGGCCGGGAGAACUCUGGCGCGCUCUCUCCGCCCCGCCCCCCCCCCUCCCGUCUCUUUCUCUCUCUCUCUCUCGUCUCCCUCCCGAAGUGCCGCUCCUCCCGAGGGACGCAACAGGAGCCAGGAGCUGGCGGGCUCCGAAGACGAAACAAAGCCCGGUCGCUUCGUUCGCUCCCCGCUUUCUUUUCCUCCCGCUGCUUAACUUAGUUGCGUCUUUUCCGAUCCCGCCGCGGCUUCUUCUGAGGACUUUUUCUGCCUUGUGAGGGCUACUCAGCAACCCCGAGAGUUCAUUAGGGCUUUCUUUCCCAGAGAAAAUGUCAACUUCUGCCAUGGAACCCCAGUCCCUUGAUGAGAGAGGAAGUUUUUUUAAGCUAAUUGACACAAUAGCUUCAGAAAUCGGAGAACUGAAACAGGAAAUGGUACACACAGAUCUGACACUGGACGCUGGACGCACCAGUUUACCAAGCCUAGAGAAAGAUAUGGGUGAUGUGUGCCCGGAUCAGAAAGAUUUUGCAAAUAUCAUACGAGAUUCUGGAUAUGAUAGUCUCCCCAAUAAGCUCAGCAUACUAGAUAAACUUCUUCAUACCCACCCUAUCUGGUUACAGCUUGGCUUAAAUGAUGCUGAAGCAGUGGAAAUUCUACGCUCUCAACCUCCUGGAACUUUCCUUGUUAGAAAGUCGUCAAGAAUGCAGAAGAAAGUCCUGUCUUUACGCCUACCAAAUGAUGUAAAGGGAUUUUGCCUUAAAGAGUUUGCAAUAAAAGAAAGCAUCUAUACUUUUUCCUUAGAAGGCUCUGGAAUAAGUUUUGCUGAUUUAUUCAGGCUCAUAGCUUUCUACUGUAUUAGCAGGGAUGUCCUGCCAUUCACCUUGAAGUUACCUCAGGCAAUUGCAGCAGCAACAACAGAGUCUGAACUUGAAGAGGCUGCUCAGCUGGGAUUGAAUUUUUGGAGCUCUCCAGCUAACAACAAACUGCAAAAAUCUUCAGCCCUCCAGAAGCCUCUGCCUUCAGACAGCAUUUAUAAAAGCUCCCAGCAGCUCUGCCUCAUAAAUGGAGUUCAUUCUAUAAGAACCAGAACGCCUUCAGAGCUGGAAUGCAGCCAGACCAACGGAGCCCUGUGUUUUAUUAAUCCUCUCUUCUUGAAAGUGCACAGCCAAGAUGUUGGUGGAAAUCUGAAAAGAUCAGGUCCAAAAGCACAAGAUGUGAAUGGCCCUGAGAGAUCCUGUUCUCCCCCACCCAGGCCUCCCCCACCUUCUAUUCAUAGCCUUCUUGCACACCCUCAGCUGUCCAGGACUACAAACCAGGCCAGUCUGCCAGAAACUGUCAGUCACAGCAAACACUCCAAUUUGGAUGUGAUACAGAAGAGGCCAACUCCUAUCCCACCGCCUCGCCUGAAAAAAAAGGCUCUCUCUUUAGCACAGAGCAAUGCGAAGAACUCAGCAGUAAAUGAACCCAGCCACAAUUUGGUGGAUGGCACAGAAACUGCCAGCAUUCCAGGUGGAGCUCCGCCUCAGCAGAACUUGGAGAGCAAAAACAGCUUAGCUACACACCGUGAGUCACAAGUGCAGUGGAAUGGAGGCAGGCAAAGACUAAGCAACAUGAGCCUGUCCACAUCCUCCUCUGAUUCUCUGGAUUUUGAUCGGAGCAUGCCGCUCUUUGCUUACGAUGGGGAUACCAACAGCAGCCUGGAAGAGUUCGAGGGGGAAAGCGACCAGGAGAGCAUGGCACCACCCUUGAAGCCCAAGAAAAAAAGGAAUGGUUCAUUUGUGCUUCCCAAAAUUGUCAAAUCCCAGCUGAGGAAAAUGAGUGGCGUCUUCAGUUCCUUCAUGACCCCUGAGAAAAGGAUGGUUAAGAAAAUAGCAGAAAUGUCUCGAGACAAGCGUACUUAUUUUGGUUGCCUAGUUCAGGACUAUAUAAGUUUUCUACAGGAGAACAAGGAGUGUCAUGUUUCCAGCACAGACAUGCUUCAAACUAUUCGGCAGUUCAUGACCCAAGUAAAGAGCUAUUUAUCUCAGAGUUCUGAACUGGAUCCUCCCAUUGAAUCUCUGAUUCCGGAAGACCAAAUAGAUGUGGUAUUAGAGAAGGCCAUGCAUAAAUGCAUCUUGAAACCCCUCAAGGACCAUGUUGAGAUGAUGUUGAAAGAAUUCCAUACAGUUGAUGGCUCAUGGAAGCAGUUGAAAGAGAAUCUUCAACUUGUGCGGCAGCGAAAUCCUCAGGAGCUGGGUGUUUUCGUCCCAACACCAGAUUUCGUAGAUGUUGAAAAGAUUAAAGUCAAAUUCAUGGCAAUGCAGAAAAUGUACUCUCCUGAAAAAAAAGUUAUGUUGCUACUAAGAGUGUGCAAACUGAUUUACACUGUGAUGGAAAAUAAUUCAGGGAGAAUGUAUGGGGCUGAUGACUUUUUGCCAGUGCUGACCUAUGUUGUGGCUCAGUGUGACAUGCUGGAGUUAGAUGCUGAAAUUGAGUACAUGAUGGAACUGCUGGACCCAUCCUUGCUGCAUGGAGAAGGAGGCUACUAUUUGACAAGUGCAUAUGGAGCGCUGUCCUUAAUUAAGAAUUUCCAAGAAGAGCAAGCAGCCAGAUUGUUGUGUUCAGAGGCCAGAAAUACUCUCAGGCAGUGGCAUAAGCGGAGAACAACAAACAGAACAAUCCCAUCUGUUGAUGAUUUUCAGAACUAUCUACGAGUUGCAUUCCAGGAAAUCAACAGUGGCUGCACAGGAAAAACAUUGCUAGUGAGGCCAUAUAUUACUACAGAAGAUGUGUGUCAGCUCUGUGCUGAGAAGUUUAAAGUGGAUAAUCCUGAGAACUUUAGCCUGUUUCUUUUUAUUGAUGACACUUGGCAGCAACUGACAGAAGAUACCUAUCCCCAAAAAAUCAAAGCUGAACUGCACAGUCGGCCACAGCCUCAGGUCUUCCAUUUUGUGUAUAAACGCAUCAACAGUGAUCCUUAUGGGGCAAUAUUCCAGAGUGACAACAGUGACCAAAAUACAUAAAGCUAAUUAUUUUAAUUGUUAUGUAAACUGACUGGGAGUUGAAAUUAAAUGAUUCAUAUUCCCUAAACCCUACUGAUCAGUAAAAGUAUGAAUUAUGAAUUACCAUCAGUGAUCAUACAUAAUCUACAAAAAAAAAUGCUGUGAUCCAGCUUUAUGGGAAAUUUGAAAGCAAAACAUAGCAUCCACCAAUUGUAAUCUGGCACAGUGGCUUCUCAGAUGUUUUGCAGUGCCAUCAUCUGCAGAUAUGUAGUGGGUUUUACUCAUAUCUUUAUUUUAUGCAUUAUUUUCAAUUCCAUAUGCAGUGGAUCCAACUUCUUUUAAACUAACUGUUAGGUUGACCAUUUAAUCAGUAUAUCAAUGCAUUAUUUUCCGAUGCAGAGCAUCAGUAAAAAUAUGGAUAACAGCCUUUUUUUAAAAAUAGUUGCUUUAUUAUUAUUUUAUUGAAAGCAACUUUUUAUAUAUAUUUCAAGAAAUUUUAUAGCAGUUGCAGGUAAACUGUCAUUUUUGUAAAGUAUUUUUUUAAUGAUAAAAUAUUCUAUAAUUAUGCAUGUGAUUUUAACACAAAAUAGAAAAUAAAUCUCUUGCUGGUUUUAGAGUAAGUGAUGUUUUUUUAUUUAAUUAUGUAUUAAUAUCUAGCUUUCUAAAAUGUCAAACCAUAUUUUUAAAAAUGACUUUGUAAGCAUCUUAUUUUCAAAAUUGGUUAUUCAGACUUCAGUUAUAAGAAGAUGGUUAUAUCCGACAGUCAUGUUUUUGGAAAAGAUGGAUAUAUCAAUUAGGUUUGGUAGAAAGAGUAGGUUUGUUUUAAGAAUCACAUAUAUUAGGGAAGAAGAAUAUUGAAGAAACUACUUGGAUAAGCAGUGAAACAUUUCAAACAAACAAACAAAAAAAGAAGUCUAUUUGCCAUGACUCAACUUCUAGGCAUAUAGUAGGGAAAUGUUGAGAAUCAGUACAGGUUUUUUUUCGUCUUUAUUUAUUUUCUUUUUCUCCCAAGUAGUUCAAUGCAUAUUUGCAGAACUGUGAUUUGGUUUCCAGGAGGAAUUCUGUCACUACAUCAAACAUAAUAUUGUGAAACUAUAUCUGAUCUGACGUAUAAGAUUUCUUCUAAAACAUGAAGAAAUUUGUGAACUAAUCAUUUUUUAUUUUUAAAACAGUAUAGCUGUAGAAAUAGUGCUUAGACAUCUGUUGUGUUAAAGACAGCAGGAAAAUGAGUUGAUCAGUUAAAGGUUUUGCCAAAAUUCAGAAGCACAAACACUAUUAAAAUUGUAAAUUCUGCUUUCAGUAAGAAUUUUGAUAGAAACUGUACUUUUCUACUUAAAAAUAUCAGAGCUAAGAAUUUGCAUUAAUCUGUACAUUCAGCAGAUUUACCAAGAUGACAGAACAGUAAACACUCUUUCACCUUACAUUUGUGUAAGUCAUCUAUUUUUAAAACAUUUUCUUUAAGUUCCCAAAUUACAUGCAAGUGAAAUUCUAUUCUGUCCAUUCAUAACUAGCAAGGUUCCGCACACAGCCCGGCAUAGGCGAUACCAACUGUGGUGUAAAAGAUAUGGGGGAACAACUUCGUCCCUGUAGCAAUUAAAUUGUUCAAGGCUAAAGUUCUUGGCAUGAGGCUGUAUGAUGUGUAGUAUUUACAAAAUGUUCUUAUUCGUUGAAUGAAUACAAAAAAAAAUCUUAAAAUCAAUAGCAUAUACCCACCUUACAUGGUGGUUGUUAUGGGGAAAAUAGGAGAAGGAAGGAGUAUUAUGAAUGUUUAGCACCUUACUUAUCAAUAUAAAGGGAUAAAAAAUGUAAUCACAAAAUAAAAAUAAAUAUCCCUUACUCAAAUUCUCAUUCCAUUUGUUAACAAAAAGAUUGAACUGUUAAAGUUUGAAACUGAAUGUAUCAUAAUAAUUGUCAGAAAAAAAACUUCUGAAGCAUAAAAUGAUGACUUCUUCAGGAAGCAAACAAUCACAGAGAUUAAACAGUUGGCAUUCAGUGAUAGGAGAAAACUUUCAAAUAAGAGAUAAUAGUAAGAGAUAAACAUGGACAAGAUUUUGAAUCACUUUCUUUAAAAAAAAGUGAUGCCUCCUUUUCUACGUAAAAAGAGAAAACAACUUUCUGCAUUUGGAAGAGAAAUUCUCCUAACUAGACAAUAUGAACAAUUUAAUAUUUAAAUGCAUGUCAGAACAAUGACAUUAAAACUCUUUUAAGUGUGACAAUCUAGCACUUACAUAAUAAAUCACUGAAAAUGCUGGAUUAUAUAUCCCCAUUUGUGUAAAAAAAAAAAAAAGACUUUCAUUAUUCUAUCUAACUGGACAAUUAGACUGCCUUGCAAAUUUCUCAGGAAUUAUUACACUAUUUUAAUAUACUGGGGCUAUCAAAAAUAGCUGACCUAUAUAUAUUGGUAUGUUCGGUUGCACAAGAUGUUUAUGUCAAUUUGCUGUGUAAUUGUUGAUUCAAUGUAUUUUUGUUUAAUUUAGUAAAUGAUAAAACAAACCUUCUCUACAUGGUAAGGCAAUAAUACAUGGGCUGCAUAAAUCCAGAUAACCGCUGGAUAGCAACAGAGACACAGAACAUUCUACCUCUUUGCUGCCACCGAUUGCCAUCUGGAUUUUUCUCACCCAGUCUAACAUUGCAAGUGUAUUUUUGUCAAUAUGUCAAAAUGCAUAGGAUUAUGUUGCAAAUAAAGCUAUUGAUGAAACUGCUUCCAACUAAACAAGCUUA